UGAAAAAAAUUCGAGGGGCUCGAGCCAUGACAUUUGAAACCAAGCCAAUCUCUUCAUUGCUGCGCCAGCCCGGUCCCGGGUCCACCGGCUCAAGUGAACCGGCCCACUAUAUACUAAGCCGGCGUACUGGUAUUUAAAACACGAGUUUGAACGAACGAACGAAAAAGCACAGGCCUUUAACAAAAGAGAAAAAGCUUCCCCCAAGUCCACCACCAUUCCCUCUCCGUGCUUCUCUCUCCAUUUCUCUGCUCUUAGGCCAAAGGUGUCAUACAAUUCGUGCAAUUCAUAUCUUCGACGUUGGAUUCAACUGCUCAAUUCAACAAUUUGCCGCUGCGAUCGUCGUUAAUUUCCCGCAAUGGAGACGGACUCGCUUGAAUCGGUGCCGGCGGGGGAGCACUGGGUUGGGAAUUAGGGUUCUGGUAAUCUGGGAAAGAUUUUCCGGAUGUAUUAGGCGCAGGUUUCUGCUGUUGUGAGCUUAAUUUGGAGGGGGGGAAAGAACAUGGCGAACUUGAAGCCUCGGGUAAAGUUAGAAUUGGAAUCGUGCUCGAAGUCGAUCAGCGAGACGGUGAACGGUUCGCACCGGUUUACGAUUAAGGGGUAUUCUUUGGCCAAAGGUAUGGGCGCCGGAAAGUACAUAACAAGCGAUACAUUUACGGUGGGAGGGUAUGAUUGGGCAAUUUACUUCUACCCAGAUGGGAAAAACCCAGAGGAUAACUCCAUGUACGUGUCGGUUUUCAUUGCUUUGGCCAGUGAAGGAACGGACGUGAGGGCUUUGUUCGAGCUGACUCUGGUGGAUCAGACUAAGAAUGGGAAGGAUAAAGUGCAUAGUCAUUUUGAUCGUGCACUGGAGAGCGGUCCAUACACUUUGAAGUAUAGAGGCAGCAUGUGGGGUUACAAGCGAUUUUUCAGAAGAGCUGCAGUUGAAACUUCUGAUUAUCUAAAGGAUGAUUGCCUUGUAAUGAAGUGCACUGUUGGUGUGGUCAGAAGUCACCUUCAGGGGCCGAAACAAUUCACCAUUCCCAUACCACCAUCAGAUAUGGGGCAAGGUCUUAAGGAAUUGUUAGAUUCUGAAGUUGGUUGUGAUAUAGUUUUUCAGGUGGGCGAUGAAAAAUUCAAAGCCCAUAAGUUGAUACUUGCUGCUCGUUCCCCUGUAUUUAGGGCUCAGUUUUUUGGACUUGUUGGAAAUCCUAGUAUGGAUAAAGUUGUGGUAGAGGAUGUCGAGCCCUUUAUUUUUAAGGCAAUGCUUCUGUUUGUAUACAGUGACAAUCUUCCUGAUGUUUGCGAAGUUAUGGGCUCAUCAUCUAUUUGCACAUCCACGGUCAUGGUGCAACAUUUAUUGGCUGCUGCUGACCUGUACAAUCUAGAUCGAUUGAAAUUGUUGUGUGAAUCAAAAUUGUGUGAAGAAAUCAAUACUGAGACGGUGGCAACCACCCUUGCCCUAGCUGAGCAACAUCAUUGUCCACAGCUCAAGUCUAUGUGUCUAAAAUUCGUAGCAAAUCCAACGAACUUGGGAGCUGUAAUGCAAUCAGAAGGAUUCAAGCAUUUAGAGGAGAGCUGCCCCUCGAUUUUGUCGGAGUUGCUGAAGACUUUUGCAUCAGUGGAUGAAAGUUCGUCUAUGCUUUCAGGUAGGAAGAGGAGUGCAAGUGUUAUUGGGCUGGAUCUCCUGGUAGAUGGAAGUGGAGCUGCAGCAGAAUCAGCGAACCCCAAUGGCAGGCGUAUGAGGCGGCGGUUUUAGAACUUGCAAGUGCCCUUAGGAGAAGAAAAAAAAAUGAAAGUAGUGCGGUGAACAAAUAUUUAGUUAUGAUUAGGGAUUAAAUAGUCAGUAUCAUGUUCUGUGGUACUCUACUCAGGCCCUUGUAAAAGUUCUGUCAAUAUUUGCCUUCGUGAUUGCUGAAGUUUGUUGUCUUCUUUCAUACAUAUUAUCUUCUCGGGGGCUCUUUCUGAACCAAAAAUCUGAACUUUUUAAUGGUUCUGUAGGGUUUUGCCGCUUAUAGUAAUUAUCAUCCUCAAUGGCACACCAUUUUCUUA
This is a messenger RNA of Humulus lupulus (European hop), 2028 nucleotides long. RefSeq names its product BTB/POZ and MATH domain-containing protein 3. The coding region runs from base 500 to 1735 and encodes 411 amino acids. Gene Ontology annotation, biological process: protein ubiquitination. NCBI's taxonomy places the organism in Eukaryota, Viridiplantae, Streptophyta, Magnoliopsida, Rosales, Cannabaceae. The record is from RefSeq and is a predicted model, not a curated record. Gene Ontology annotation, molecular function: protein binding. The transcript has 4 exons.